Nicotiana tabacum (common tobacco) is the source of this 1962-nucleotide messenger RNA. Its product is annotated as ammonium transporter 1 member 2-like. NCBI's taxonomy places the organism in Eukaryota, Viridiplantae, Streptophyta, Magnoliopsida, Solanales, Solanaceae. Gene Ontology annotation, cellular component: plasma membrane. Gene Ontology annotation, biological process: ammonium transmembrane transport; ammonium homeostasis. The record is from RefSeq and is a predicted model, not a curated record. Gene Ontology annotation, molecular function: ammonium channel activity.
UGUAAUUUGCCUCACUUGCAAACUCCUCCCUCCUUCCUUCGUCACUCUCUCCAUUUAAUUCUUCACAUCAUGGCCUCCGCCGUGACUUGCUCAGCCGCCGAUCUUCUCCCACACCUUGGCGGCUCAGCCAAUGCCACAGCGGCCGCAGAGUUCAUUUGCGGCCGCUUCACAGCGGUCUCGGAAUACCUCACAAACACCACCUACGCAGUGGACAACACGUACCUCCUCUUCUCUGCUUACCUUGUCUUCGCCAUGCAGCUUGGCUUUGCCAUGUUGUGCGCGGGCUCUGUCCGCGCAAAAAACACCAUGAAUAUAAUGCUUACGAACGUGCUGGAUGCUGCAGCUGGUGGCUUGUCUUAUUAUCUUUUUGGUUUUGCCUUUGCCUUUGGAACUCCUUCCAAUGGUUUCAUUGGAAAACAUUUCUUUGGGUUGAAAGAGUUUCCUUCACCAUCUUUUGACUACAGCUACUUUCUUUAUCAAUGGGCUUUCGCCAUAGCUGCUGCAGGUAUCACCAGUGGGUCCAUAGCUGAAAGGACACAAUUUGUGGCUUACCUCAUUUACUCUUCCUUUUUGACCGGUUUUGUGUACCCUAUUGUUUCACAUUGGUUCUGGUCCGGUGACGGUUGGGCCAGUGCAUCAAAAACCGAUGGAAACUUAUUAUUCGGUUCGGGAGUCAUUGAUUUUGCCGGUUCAGGUGUAGUUCAUAUGGUAGGAGGCAUUGCCGGUCUAUGGGGAGCUUUUAUUGAAGGACCAAGAAUCGGCCGGUUCGACCGGACCGGCCGGUCUGUUGCAUUAAGAGGUCAUAGUGCAUCACUAGUAGUAUUGGGUACUUUCUUGCUUUGGUUUGGUUGGUAUGGAUUUAACCCCGGUUCAUUUUUAACCAUACUCAAAAGUUAUGAUAGUCCAAAGGGUGUUUAUUAUGGUCAAUGGAGUGCAAUUGGAAGGACAGCUGUCACGACGACAUUGGCCGGUUGCACAGCUGCACUCACAACAUUAUUUAGCAAGAGACUUUUAGUAGGACAUUGGAAUGUAAUUGAUGUGUGUAAUGGAUUAUUAGGGGGAUUUGCAGCAAUUACUUCAGGUUGUGCAGUUGUUGAGCCAUGGGCUGCUAUUGUUUGUGGAUUUGUAGCAGCUUGGGUUUUAAUUGGUUUCAAUAAAUUGGCUGUGAAAUUAAAAUAUGAUGAUCCACUAGAAGCUGCACAAUUACAUGGCGGUUGUGGUUCGUGGGGCAUAAUAUUCACAGGAUUAUUCGCGAAAAAAGCAUAUGUUAACGAAGUAUAUCCUGGAUUUCCUGACAGACCAUAUGGAUUAUUUAUGGGAGGUGGGGGAAAGUUAUUAGGCGCGCAAAUUAUACAAAUACUUGUGAUAAUUGGAUGGGUGAGUGUGACAAUGGGGCCAUUGUUUUAUUUGUUACAUAAAUUCAAGUUAUUGAGAAUAUGUCGAGAAGAUGAAGAAGCAGGAAUGGAUUUAACAAGACAUGGAGGUUUUGCAUACUUAUACCAUGAUGAAGAUGAAGGUUCUUCUAUGCCUGGAUUCAAGAUGACAAGAAUUGAACCAACUAAUACUCCUACACCUGAUAAUCACAACUCUAGAUCUGUGGUUGUGUAACCAAAAAUGAAAAAUAUUUGCAAAUUUAGCCAUAAAAUUGCAUAGAUUGGGUAUCCCAUAAGUAAGGAAAGGUCAAAUCUCAAAAUCUUAGUGACUUUUAAUAGCGGGAUACUAUUUGGGUCUCUGUAAAGACAAGGCUUUCCUGUAAUAGACAUUAAUAUAAUGACAAAAAUACCCAAUAAUUGGAUGUAUUUAGUCUUUGAGGUUCGUAAUUUUUUGUCUUUGUUUUUGACAAAAGGCUUGUACUUAUUUGAGCUUCACUUUCUUGUAGGGUGUCUUCUUGUUUGUUUGUGGAGAUUGGUCUGUAUUGUUCUAUAAAUUGUUAAUAAAUACGUAGAUUAUUAGCUGGUUAAA